AUGAGUACUCGCCAGUACGGAUUCAUGCCCCAGAGAAGCACCGAGGACUCCCUCUAUAAUCUAAUGCAACACAUUCACAGGAAAUUAGAUGAAAAGAAAAUAAUUGUUCUGGUUUCUUUGGACAUAGAGGGAGCCUUCGAUAGCGCCUGGUGGCCAGCUAUACGAGUCCGACUGGCUGAGGAAAAGUGCCCACUGAACCUCAGGAAGGUAUUUGAUAGCUACCUGAGGAACAGAGAGAUAGUGGUUAGGUAUGCGGGAGAGGAGUGCACCAAAAUCACUACCAAGGGGUGCGUCCAGGGUUCCAUCGGAGGACCAAUCUUGUGGAACCUCCUCCUGGACCCUCUCUUAAAAAGCCUAGAGAAUUGGGGUGAGUAUGGUCAGGCCUUCGCGGACGACGUCGUGCUUGUCUUCGAUGGUGACACCGCACUAGAGGUGCAAGGACGCGCCAAUGUCGCUCUCGAACAUGUUCGGACGUGGGGUGUCAAAAAUAAGCUUAAAUUUGCGCCCCAAAAAACAAAUGCGAUGGUUAUUACCAGAAAACUUAAACACGACACCCCACGCUUGAAGAUGGGAGGGAUAGACAUUGCCAUGUCCAGGGAAAUAAAACUCCUUGGUGUCACCAUGGACGACAGGCUGACUUUCAACACUCACGUGGCGAAUGUCUGCAGGAAGGCUACUGGAAUAUAUAAGCUACUCUCCAGAGCGGCGAGAGUGAGCUGGGGUCUCAACCCUGAUAUAGUUAGGAUUAUUUAUACGGCUACUAUAGAGCCGAUCAUCCUGUAUGCUGCUAGCGUGUGGGCACCGGCGGCAAAGAAGCUGACGACGAUCAAACAGCUUCAAGUGGUCCAGCGUGGGAUAGCGCAGAAAAUCUGUAAGGGCUAUCGAACGGUCUCCCUGAACUCGGCGCUGCUACUGGCUGGGAUACUUCCCCUUGAUCUCAGAGUGCGUGAGGCGGCCUCACUGUACGAGGCCAAGAGGGGAGUGCCCCGGCUGGAGCUGGGGGACAGGGAGAUCGAGCGAGUGGCCCCGGCCAUUGAGGCGCCACAUCCCGCUGAGCGUAUCAGCCUGAGGCUCGUGAGCCUGGUAGAUCGGGAACAGCUCAACCAAAACAGUGACUUUGAAAUUCGUAUAUUUACUGACGGGAGCAGGAUUGAGGGCAAAGUCGGUGCUGCCUUGUCUGUGUGGAACAGCGAGACCGAAAUAAAAGCCUUCAAGCUUGCUCUCCCAGGGUAUUGCACCGUCUACCAGGCUGAACUUCUGGCUAUAUGCAAGGCCACACAUGUAAUUCUCGGACAUCCAGCGUCUUCUUUUGGAGUCUACAGUGAUUCAAUGGCAGCUCUACAAACGGUCAUAAAUCAUAGUUGCCUCCAUCCCCUUGCAGUAGAGAGCAGAGAUAAAUUAACAACAGCAUCUCUUCAGGGUAAGGUUGUUACCUUAUUCUGGAUUAAGGCUCAUGCAGGGAUGGAGGGUAACGAAAGAGCUGACCAGCUUGCCAAAAGUGCCGCUUUGGGCUCCAAAAGAAGACCUGAUUACGAUCUGUACCCGGUCUCAUUCGCCAAGCGAAGCAUUCGACUUGCGACGCUUGACGAAUGGAAUCGCAGAUAUCGAACUGGAGAAACCGCGUCGGUCACAAAGAUAUUCUUCCCGGAUGCUGUGACGGCGUACCGGAUGAUCCGCAAAAUAAAAAUCGAUGGUAUAAUUACGCAAAUUAUGACAGGGCACGGUGGGUUCUCGGAGUACUUGAAUCGCUUUAAGUGCAAAGAGAGCCCAUCGUGCGCAUGCGAGCCAGGAAGAGAGGAAUCCGUCCCACACAUCCUUUUCGACUGCCCAAUACCUGCAAUGCAAAGGUUUGAAUUAGGACAUAAAAUAAAUCAAAACAUUGUAAGGGAAAAUGUACCAAACAUCUUAAACAGUAAAGAAAGAGACAUGUUUUUAAAAUUCUGUAUCGAAAUCGCUCAAAAUGUUAUAAACAGAAACAAAACAGCGUAG
Bombyx mori (domestic silkworm) is the source of this 1989-nucleotide messenger RNA. RefSeq lists its product as uncharacterized. Gene Ontology annotation, molecular function: nucleic acid binding; RNA-DNA hybrid ribonuclease activity. The transcript has a single exon. The record is from RefSeq and is a predicted model, not a curated record. Lineage: Eukaryota; Metazoa; Arthropoda; Insecta; Lepidoptera; Bombycidae. Bases 1 to 1989 code for a protein of 662 amino acids.